This is a messenger RNA of Mycena indigotica, 741 nucleotides long. RefSeq lists its product as uncharacterized. The record is from RefSeq and is a predicted model, not a curated record. The transcript has 2 exons. Bases 1 to 741 code for a protein of 246 amino acids. Lineage: Eukaryota; Fungi; Basidiomycota; Agaricomycetes; Agaricales; Mycenaceae.
AUGGUCCCGUCGCUCUCCCACGCUACAGACUCCCUCACACCGGAUGCCGCCAUUCUGGCCAUCAUUCAUUUAGACAACAUUCACCCUUACAUUCGCGGCGCCAGUUUGCCAUCAUUGUCAUUCCAGUCGAAUUUAUUUCCCCCAAGCGCGCUCCAAGCCUUUGUCAUUGAGCUGAAAGCCAGCAACUUGAAGAACAGGCCGACGCUAUUUAAGAGGGCAGCCUGCCCCCUGAAAACUUCAGCCUCAUCUCCUCGCCUCCCCAGACCCUCCGUUUGUUUCCUUCGCGCCACCUUAAACCAUGUCUACCUGGGAUCCCGGUGCGCCGCCGACCUUCUCUUCACUUGUGUACUGCCAACUUACACUUGUUUAGUUUUGACAGCUCUGAAGGCCAAGGUUCCGGCUGCCGCCGACUCUACCACUGCUGCUAGCUUGGACGAGCGUGUUGCUGCCGCCCAGAGAGAAUGGGAUGCGAGUAUUGAGGCACUUUUGAUCUACGGCGACGGGUCGGUCCUUCAUGCUUCGCUCGGCGGCAUCCUUGGCGAGGGGCCAUCAACCGCCGUGGCGAGCGGCGCAUUCAAGGGCAUCAUGACGCAGGACCCCAACGGAACAUAUACGCUCGUGGUCACCGCAACGACUGCGGAUUUAUACGCCAAAACUGGUGCCUCGAUCUAUAGCGGUACAGGAAGCGCUCCCCCCACCGUUGCGAGGAAGCUGGAAAGUCACUUUCUAGGUCGCAGUUAA